GGCUGCAGUUGUACUCUUCUCACUGUAAUGCGUGGUCUGGUCUGUCAUUGGUCCUGGUGAGGGUUUAUAACGUGAGAUGUCACCAGCGGAGUGAGGGUAGGGUGUUUUUUCUCUCUUGUUGACAGGAUUAUCAUCUCAGUGCUUUAACACACCGCCAAACCGCAGAUCACAUGUCGGGAACGGUUCUGUUCGCUAUUACAAUGUAGUAGUGAAGUGGAAUAAGAAAAACAGCUUUACCUAUACAACGGAAGGUAUUUGUAUGACGACAAGACCCCGAAGUGACAACGUCAAUAAUUCUGAGACCAUGAACUACGUGGGCCAGUUGGCGGGCCAGGUGUUUGUGCAGGUGAAGGAGCUGUACCGGGGCCUGAACCCGGCCACCCUGUCGGGCUGCAUCGAUGUUAUUGUGGUGCGUCAGCCUGACGGCACCCUGCAGUGCUCGCCCUUCCACGUUCGCUUCGGCAAGAUGGGUGUGCUGCGCUCCCGUGAGAAAGUGGUGGACAUAGAGAUCAAUGGAGAGCCUGUGAGUCUACAAAUGAAGCUGGGGGAGAACGGAGAGGCCUUUUUUGUCAAGGAGACAGAGAACACACUGGAAGGGAUUCCGUCCUACCUGGCAACGUCACCUAUUGUGUCCCAGGGGGUGGAGCUAAUGGAAGCCCAGCUGGGGAAGGGCAUGUCUCGCCUCUCUGACCCCGCCUCCCUCUCGGUCCAGACCCUGAGCUCCCAGCAGACCAUAGGAGGAGGAGGAGGGAUGAUGAUGAAAAAGAGGAGGAAGAGGAGGAAGAAAGCGCGGGAGAGCGGAGGAGGGAGGCGGGAAGAGAGUGGGGAGCACUCAGAGGAUGAGGACAUGUUCACCAUCGAUAUGAGCACUGAUGAGGAGCAAGAGCACAAUAACAACUCCAGCAGGGCCUCUACUCCAGAGUUUGAUGAAGAGCAGGGGCCUAAGGCCAGUGUGUUGAGCAGCACCUACACCCAGAACACAACAUACACAAUACCUGACGCAGACUGGGCACACUCGCAGAGCGGUGGUCUGUCCAUCUCCUGUCCACAGCAGACUUCUCUCUUCCCUUCUCCGAUCAGCGACCCAGGCGGCUCCAGCCCCUCAACUCCGAAGAGUGACUCAGAGCUGACCAAUCAGAGCAAAGACAACCCUGAGAUGAUGUGGGCCUGGGGAGAGCUGCCACAAGCUGCCAAGCCCUCCUUCUUCCCUCCGUUCCAGAUGCAAGAUUCUUUGAUGAUGUCCCCUGUCACCAUCCCUGUGUGUGAUAGCACACACUUCAGAACCAUCACUGGAGACGGUGGCCCCUCUGAUCAGAUCCAGUCCCAGAGCCAAAAAGACAGCGCCCCCCCGUCCCUCACCCUGUACGUUCCACAGCCCGAGGACAACAUAGCUGGGGCCGGGUCUGGAGCAGGGUCUGGAGCCGGAUCUGGGGCCGGGUCUGGAGCAGGGUCUGGAGCAGGGUCUGGGGCCGGGUCUGGAGCAGGGUCUGGGGCCGGGUCUGGGGCCGGGUCUGGGGUCGGCUCUGGAGCAGGGUCUGGGGCCGGGUCUGGGGCCGGGUCUGGAGCAGGGUCUGGGGCCGGGUCUGGAGCAGGGUCUGGAGCAGGGUCUGGGGCCGGGUCUGGAGCAGGGUCUGGAGCAGGGUCUGGGGCCGGGUCUGGAGCAGGGUCCGGAGCAGGGUCUGAGGCCGGGUCUUGGGCUGGGUCUGGGGCCGGGUCUUGGGCUGGGUCUGGGGCCGGGUGUGGGGCCAGGUCUUGGCCUGGAGGAGACAUGGAGGAAGUAUGGGCAGCCUGUAGAGAGGUGGAGGGACUGGUGGCCUCCAGGAUGCUGUCAGAACUGGAUGAGGGGUGCCAUAGGGACAACACGGUCAGACACACAGACUCCCCAUCUAAGAGGAAAGACAAGAGGAGCCACCACCUGGGCUCUGAUGGAAUCUACCUGGAUGACAUCACUGAGCUGGAGCCAGAUGUGGCCGCUCUCUACUUCCCCAAAAGUGACGGGGGCGGUUCGGUGAGAGGUGGCUUGGAAACGGGAGUGCGGAGUGCCAACCAAUCCCCUCAGUCGGUGAGCAGCAGUGGGAUGGACAGCGGCGUGGACAGCUACUCUGACCAGCUGGGAGACAUGCCCAACAUCGCCAUCUCCCUGUGUGGAGGUCUCACUGACAACAGAGAGAUCACAAGAGAACAGUUUGAGGAGAGAGCCAUCUCUUACCAGCAGUUCACUGAGAACCCCUCCAUCAUUGACGAUCCCAACCUGGUGGUCAAGAUAGGAACCAAGUACUAUAACUGGACCACUGCAGCCCCUCUGAUGCUGGCUAUGCAGGUGUAUCAGAAGCCCCUGCCAAUGGCCUCAGUGGAGAACAUCAUGAAGGAGAAGAUGCCCAAGAAAGGAGGCCGCUGGUGGUUCUCAUGGCGCAGCAGGAACAGCGAUUCCAAAUCGGACUCCGUGUCUGAGACGGGAGUUGGAGAUGAGGGUGAGACCUCUCUCAGCAUGGCUUCAGUCAACGGAAUGAAGGAGGAGUCUUCCUCCAGCGAUGAGGACCACAGAUUGUCCAAUCAGGGCUCAGAAUCCUGCAACGCCGAACCCCUUCUCACACCCGGUAGUGUGUGCUACAGGAAGACCCUCAGACUGACCCCAGAGCAGCUGGCCAGUCUGCAGUUGAAGGUGGGUCCUAAUGAGGUGGUGUUCAGUGUGACCACUCAGUACCAGGGCACCUGCCGCUGCCAGGGCACCAUCUACCUCUGGAGCUGGGACGACAAGAUCAUCAUCUCAGACAUUGACGGCACCAUCACCAGGUCGGACACCCUGGGCCACAUUCUACCCACGCUGGGUAAAGACUGGACGCAUCAGGGCAUUGCCCGCCUCUACCACCGAGUCAGCCAGAAUGGUUAUAAGUUUAUGUACUGCUCAGCGAGGGCCAUAGGUAUGGCUGAUAUGACGAGGGGGUAUCUACACUGGGUCAACGAGAGAGGAACCAUGCUGCCUAUUGGACCUGUCCUACUCAGCCCCAGCAGUCUGUUCUCAGCUCUGCACAGGGAGGUGAUAGAGAAGAAGCCUGAGAGGUUUAAGAUCCAGUGUCUGACCGACGUGAAGCAGCUGUUCCACCCCAACACUGAGCCUUUCUACGCAGCCUUCGGCAACAGAGCCACGGAUGUGUAUUCCUAUAAGGAGGUGGGCGUUCCCCUAAACAGGAUCUUCACAGUCAACCCCAAGGGAGAGCUGAUACAGGAACACGCUAAGACCAACAUCUCAUCGUAUGGUGGCCUGUGUGAGGUGGUGGACCACGUCUUUCCCCUGUUGAUUAGAGGCCACGUCUCUGACGUCUCCUGCCCUGACACCUUCAGCCAGUUCACCUACUGGAGAGAACAGCUGCCCCAGGUCCACAUCCCUGACCAGGUCCACAUCCCUGACCAGGUCCACAGCCCAGACCACCCACAGGUCCACAGCCCCAAGUCCACAGCCCCGACCAGCCCCAAGUCCACAGCGCCAACCAGCCCCUGGACAACAGCUGAGGAGACCCCACACCACAUCAGACCACCCCAGGAGUGAGCUGUGUGCAAUCACGGAAGGGAAGGGAGAGACACGCUCAAACUCAUAAUGAUGCAGGCAUGCAAAUGCAAGAAGCAUGUAUCUGCUCUAAUGCCACACACACACACAGCUAUGCAGAGGCAGACCUUGCACUAGUGAAAGUGUACUUGCUACAACAACAGGCAUGUUAGCACUGAGUGGUAUUUAUAUGUAGUCAUCAUUUAUAUUUAUGUUUUACUCUUCAGUGUUGUUUUCUCUGCAUUACCUAGCCUACUCAUACACGGCCUACUGUUCAUCAGGUGAAAUAGGUACAUUACCUAGCCUACUCAUACACAGCCUACUGUUCAUCAGGUGAAAUAGGUACAAUACCUAGCCUACUCAUACACAGCCUACUGUUCAUCAGGUGAAAUAGGUACAUUACCUAGCCUACUCAUACACGGCCUACUGUUCAUCAGGUGAAAUAGGUACAUUACCUAGCCUACUCAUACACAGCCUACUGUUCAUCAGGUGAAAUAGGUACAUUACCUAGCCUACUCAUACACGGCCUACUGUUCAUCAGGUGAAAUAGGUACAUUACCUAGCCUACUCAUACACGGCCUACUGUUCAUCAGGUGAAAUAGGUACAUUACCUAGCCUACUCAUACACGGCCUACUGUUCAUCAGGUGAAAUAGGUACAUUACCUAGCCUACUCAUACACAGCCUACUGUUCAUCAGGUGAAAUAGGUACAUUACCUAGCCUACUCAUACACAGCCUACUGUUCAUCAGGUGAAAUAGGUACAUUACCUAGCCUACUCAUACACGGCCUACUGUUCAUCAGGUGAAAUAGGUACAUUACCUAGCCUACUCAUACACAGUCUACUGUUCAUCAGGUGAAAUACAGUGCCUUGUAAAAGUAUUCACCCCCCUUGGCUUUUUUCCUAUUUCGUUGCAUUACAACCUGUAAUUUAAAUUUAUUUUUAUUUGGA
Oncorhynchus mykiss (rainbow trout) is the source of this 4493-nucleotide messenger RNA. RefSeq names its product phosphatidate phosphatase LPIN1. Gene Ontology annotation, biological process: triglyceride biosynthetic process; positive regulation of transcription by RNA polymerase II; cellular response to insulin stimulus. Lineage: Eukaryota; Metazoa; Chordata; Actinopteri; Salmoniformes; Salmonidae. Gene Ontology annotation, cellular component: mitochondrial outer membrane; nucleus. The record is from RefSeq and is a predicted model, not a curated record. Gene Ontology annotation, molecular function: phosphatidate phosphatase activity; transcription coactivator activity.